CGUUCUGUGUCUAGGGAAGUGAAUCUGCGCUUCUGAGUGACUGCGCUACAUCUGUAACUAAAUUCUGAUUUUUAUUGAAAAAUCCUCUGAUCUGACUAAAUUUCUUCUUUAACUAAUGCAGUCGCUCAGUGAAAGCGGGUGAUUUUUGAAUGAGUGGACCAGAGAGACCGUUAUCCUCGAUAAGAGCAGCUCUCGGUUCUUCUUGGCACUUUCCCCUGACAAUCCAGCUUUCAGCUGACAUGUGGGAAUGGCAGAUUUUGAGUCUCACAGGCUUCAUCUCUCUAGUUCUUCUUCUCGUAGCUGUAUGUUAUAUCCUGUACUCUGGCCUGGCCACUGAAAUCCACAUCAGGACUGGUUUCCCCCCGGUCAGGAGCAUCACUAUAGCCUAUAAAUACGGAGUGGGACCUUAUAAAGACUGUGGGUCGCUGUUCAGAGAGAGCUGCAGCAUUGGAUCCACACUGCCACGCAUUGGGAUCUUUUAUGAUGAUCCAAAGAAGGUUCCAGCACAGAAGUGUCGCUAUGCGGUGGGCAGUAUUUUGAGUGAAAGCGAGGAUGCACCCAGUGAGGAUCAGCAGCAGCUGUAUGAGAAGCUCGGCUUCCGGGUUUUUUCUUUCCCAGAGGUCACACAUGUCGUCACAGCAUCCUUUCCUCACCGAACCCCUCUCUCUAUUUUCCUGGGGGUGCAGAGAGUUUAUCCACAGCUGAACUGCUACAUCAAGGAAAGGAAGUUGUGCGCACAUCCAUUUCUAGAGAUCUACAAAGGGGGAAUGAUCCACUAUAUGGCUCCGCUGGCUCGGCAGGGUGAUUUCUAUGUUCCCGAAGUUAGAGAGGCCCAAAGAUGGUUAUUGGGAAAAGAGUCUGAAGAGGACCGGAGGACAGACAUAACAGGUGCUGACUCCCACAGCGAGUGCAGUUCUGUGAGCCGCCUGCCCCACUCAGAAAGCAGAGACACCUCACCUGCCCCGUCCACCACACGGACACACUCACACAGAGACAGAGACCGAUCCUGGGACCUCGACCAUGUGGAGAGCAGCGACACCUCCAGCGUUUCUUCCUUCGAGGAGCUGGACCUCGACUCAGACAGGACGGACAGGUGUGAGCACACCCCUCCACCAAUCACAGGAAGCGGCAAAAAAAACCUGCAGGGCCAAGACAGAGAGAUGCUGGUCGAGGAAGAGUGAGAGAGCACAACUGUGGGAAAUGAGAAGGAAGUGAAUAUAGUUUUCAGUUGGUUUUAAAGAGAUAGUUCACCAAAAAAUGUGAUAUUGUCAUUGUUUUUUUGUGCAGAAAACACAAUCAUUACGUACUCUUGCCAACUUUCAAACUCC
Molecule: messenger RNA, 1328 nt
Organism: Carassius carassius (crucian carp)
Lineage: Eukaryota; Metazoa; Chordata; Actinopteri; Cypriniformes; Cyprinidae
Product: testis-expressed protein 264 homolog
Biological process (GO): protein-DNA covalent cross-linking repair; reticulophagy
Cellular component (GO): autophagosome membrane; nucleus; endoplasmic reticulum membrane
Source: RefSeq, a predicted model, not a curated record